Messenger RNA from Procambarus clarkii (red swamp crayfish), 4932 nucleotides. It is a transcript of the gene Sur-8, whose product is annotated as leucine-rich repeat protein shoc-2. NCBI's taxonomy places the organism in Eukaryota, Metazoa, Arthropoda, Malacostraca, Decapoda, Cambaridae. Gene Ontology annotation, molecular function: protein binding. Gene Ontology annotation, biological process: signal transduction. The record is from RefSeq and is a predicted model, not a curated record.
AAUGCGCAGCGGGGUCGGCGCAGGCAGACAUUGCUCGGCAGCACCCAACGUCAGCUACAUCUCCGCAAAUUGGACCAAAAUUUAGCGUUAAGUGCCCUCUCGCCGCCUCCAUUCCCAAAGCCAAGCCACACUGGAAUACUAAAGAUGAUUUUACACGCCAGAUUAGCAUUAUGAGAUGGAAGGCACAUAGGACAAGAAGAUGAGAAAGACGACCAAGACACGGUCUUCUGAAAGCUCUGCUGCUGCCGAGCGUUUGGCCGACUACAAAGGAGAUCCAGGGAAGUCAGCUGAGCUAGCCUCGCUCCAACUCCCUCUCACAUCUACACACACACAACGCAAGCAAUGAUGCAGUGUACGGCUGUUGCAGCCCCUUGCUGCUGCUGCUGUUGUGGAGUUAGAGAAGUUUCUUCUUUUUUGAGGAGGAUUUCGAGGCUUUGAUUUUGGUGACUUGUGCCAAGUCCAAGCCUCCCUCGGUGGCUACUCCCGAUGCAACUAGGGGACUUCGUGCUUACAAUCCUACAUGUCGUCUGGCCUCCCAGCUUUCGACGCUUAAUGCUCCAAAACAAAUUGUGUGUUGGCCUCUAUCUACUUCCCAGACAUCCCUUGACAGCGUCGUAAUGUUCUCACAGUUUGGUAGUGGAGGUGGGUGCUUGGCAGGGGAAGAUCAAGGCGGUGGUGGGUGCUGCAGCAGUGGUGGUGGAGGCGGUAAUUCUGACAAUCCUCCAGCCUCCAGCCUCUCUGCUGCCAACAGUGGGGGCGGUUGUGGUGGAAGCGGCUCGCAGCUUAGUUCACAAAAGGACGGAUCUCACAACACACAACCUGCCACUGCCAACCAACACACUUCCUCUGCCUCUUUACCAAAAGAUCUUGGCAUAAAGGGCAUGAAGGAAAAACAGAAGUCCUCCACAGGGUUGUUGGGUCCUGGCGACAGCACUCAAGCGAAAGUUGUGAGGGUCGUAGAGCACGACUCAAAACCCAGAAUUACAAUAAAGAAGAACAAGCCUAUUCAAGCUGAUUUAGAUGUGUCCAAGGAGUUCAGUAGAUGCAAGGAUGAUGGAGCUCAGCGAUUGGACCUUAGCAACUCUAGUAUCAGUCACUUGCCGGCAUCUGUGCAAAACCUCACACACUUGGUGGAAUUUUAUUUAUACAGUAACAAGCUGGUUACAUUGCCUCCUGAGAUUGGACAUCUGGUUAAUCUUCAAACACUCGGCUUGUCAGAGAACUCUCUAACAUCAUUGCCAGAUACCUUAGCUAAGUUGGAGAAAUUACGAGUGCUCGACUUACGUCACAACAAGCUGAAUGAGAUUCCCGAUGUGGUGUAUAAAUUAACUUCUCUCACAACAUUAUUUCUCAGGUUCAACAGGAUCAAGGUUGUUGGUGAAGACAUCAGGAACCUCAAAAAUUUGAUAACAUUAUCAUUACGUGAAAACAAGAUUCGUAAACUGCCUGCAGGCAUUGGAGAUCUUACAGGAUUGGUAACUUUGGAUGUGGCCCACAACCAUCUUGUACACCUGUCUGAGGAGAUUGGUAAUUGUAUAUGUCUGCAGACACUUCAUCUUCAGCACAAUGAGCUCUUGGACUUACCACAAUCCAUUGGAAACUUAAAAAACCUCACCUGCUUGGGACUCAGGUACAACCAGUUGACUGCUGUCCCUCGAUCACUAAGCAAGUGCAUCAACCUAGAUGAAUUUAACGUUGAGGGUAACCAGAUUUGCCAGCUUCCAGAGGGCUUGCUUAGUUCUCUGUCUAAUCUUUCAUCCCUCACACUCUCACGAAAUUCCUUCAACUCGUAUCCAGUUGGAGGACCAUCUCAAUUCACUAACGUUCACUCUAUCAACCUGGAGCACAACCUUGUGGACAAGAUACCUUAUGGCAUCUUCUCCAGAGCCAAGUACCUCACCAAGCUCAACAUGAAUAAUAAUAAGCUCACGUCGCUUCCGCUUGAUAUCGGGUCAUGGGUAAACAUGGUGGAACUAAACUUAGGCACAAAUUAUUUGACCAAAAUACCAGAUGAUAUAUCACAUUUACAGAACUUAGAGGUUCUUAUGUUAAAUAACAAUCAUCUCAAGAAAAUUCCCUCAAGUAUAGGCAAUUUACGGAAGCUUCGUCUGUUGGAUCUUGAAGAGAAUCGGCUAGAAGGACUCCCACCCGAGAUUGGUUUUCUGAAAGACCUUCAAAAGCUUAUAGUCCAAUCCAAUCAGUUAUCAGUUCUACCCCGAGCAAUUGGACACUUGAUGAAUCUGACUCACCUGAGUGUAGGAGAGAACAACUUGAGUUACCUGCCAGAAGAGAUUGGUACUCUGGAGUCUUUGGAGACACUCUAUAUCAAUGACAAUCCCCUGCUGCACAACCUUCCCUUUGAGCUGGCUCUCUGCACAAACCUGCAGAUUAUGUCUAUUGAAAAUUGCCCUCUAAGUCAGAUACCUCCUGAGAUUGUGGCUGGCGGCCCAUCUCUUGUUAUCCAGUUUUUGAAGAUGCAGGGUCCAUACCGCACAAUGUGAGGAAAGUCUCUCUCUCCUGUUGAAGUCAUAAAUGGAAGUACGAGUAGGCAUGCAUCACGAUAAGAGCUUUUACAGUGGCUGCUGUUUCUGGGAAUUGCUUCAACUCUCCUGCAGCGCCUAUGUUGUUCCCGCUGCUGCUACUACUACCACACCCAAAAAUUCAAAAUGCUGCUUGUGAUUCUGGGUGGUGCAGUAGCUGGAUGUCCAUGUUGUUCCACAGUGUGACACUACAAGUAACAGGCUGCCCAUAAGUAUGGUACCUUCCAGCCUUCUGUGUCAUUGGCUGACUGAAGAGAAAACAUUGGAUAUAUGUUAGGGAUUCAGGCUCCUCUGUGAAAUGUGAUAUUAUGCUUUUCUUGUUAGGUAUAAGUGUGUGUGACCAGGCCAGUGGAGAAAUUGCUGGUGAUGUGUACCUGGGCCUGGUAUGGUCGUGCAGAGGAUGCCAAGCAUGGUAUGGGGCUGUGAUGGGUUGCAAAGGAAGCCCCAGCUAUCCAUCUUGGCUAAGGUGCAAUGGACAUAAAAUAUAAAACAUAUAUAAAAAUAUAUAAAAACAUUAAAAUGGGAAAAAAAGUAGGAGAAUGACCACCACCUAUCCAUUCUGGCCGAGUUGAACGGUAGUUUCUGGUGUCACAAGUGGGAACUUAUAAAAGCCAAACUCCAACACUGCCAGCUACCUAUCUUGGCCAUGAUGUAUGGUGUAUGGUCAAACAAGCGUGGUAUGGGACAGCUGCAAUGUGAGGAGGUCCCCCACUCACCACUGAUGAUAGCAACCCAAGAGGAAAAUGCUUGUGUUCAAUGUCAGAUGUUGAUUGUGCAUGUGCAUCUGUGGCAUGCACAGUGUGAUACAAGGUAGCCCUGGUGGUAUGACUCUGGUCUCCCCCCUAUACAAUGCCAUUCACUGACCAUCAGUCGGUAGUCAUGUGUGACUUCUCCCCCUGCUCCACAUUGAUUAUCAGAUAGUUACUGGAUGAUGUUGAAGCAGUGCCAACCACUGGUCCCACCUUCACACUGUGCUGCGUGUGUGCAUGUGUGUUCUGGUGUAUAUAUGUAACAUGAGCCUGCUACUGGGUUGCUUCAUGCCAAUGCUGAUUUAUCCUCUCGUGACAUUGCUGCCUCCCAAACCAUCGCUUUGGUGUGUCUGCGAGUGUCUUUUUGUAUGUAUAUUGUAGUGAGUGUUAACUGUCACAGAAAUUACACAACAAAUUCUGUGUGGAUGUGAAUAUCAGUAUUUUCUAGAAAGGCCUGAUUUGCUUUGCCAUGUAAAUAUUUGCUUUAACUAACUCAGUCCAGGAAUAAUAUGUGAUGGACUAAUAUGUGAAAAUAAAAACAAUUUAUCAUACUUUGCUUCCUGUGCCAAGCUAAGGCUUCUUUUUUUAUAUUUGUAACUUUUUUUUUUAAAUUAUUAUUUUUGAAGCCAACUGAUGAGACUUAAGUUUGGUGGCGACAAUGGACCAGUGUGUCUUGUGGUAAUGAAAUGAGCUUUGUUUGAUACAACCUUAUCAUGUGUUGGUUGUAUUAAAUAAAGUGUUUAGCCACAAAUAUUUUGGUUACCAGCAGGUGGAUGACCUCUUAUGGCACCACGUGUUGGGAAUUUACCACCCAUAUAACUCCCACCAGUAAUAAAUGACUAACUUGGCAAGGAAGGUCAGAGAACGUACAUUCUUUUAACAUUACUACAAACCUCCAUUCCCCACAGAGGCUCAUUGGUGCUCUACAACUAGAACCUCGUCCCCUUCCGAUAUUUAAAGGUGGAUGGGUAUAUCGGACAAGGAAAAUGUGAUGGCACAAUGCUACACGAAAAUCUUUAGAAGUAAUCCAAGAUGGAUUACAUGGGCAUAAAGUGUUAUUAUGCAAGUUAAUAAUGAAGCCUUUUGGCACAACAAAGACUUGAUUACAGUACAGUAUGUGGUGCAAGGCAAUGUGGGCAUUAGGUCAGAGAAAGGUGAAAGCCUGGUUAAAGGUAUUUGGAAGCAGAGCUCUUUGAAUUGAUGGCCAACUGACAUGCCCUUUGCACAUUUAGUUGGCUUGAACUGGACAAUGUUGUACACUACAGUGUUCACGUUGCUGCUCUGGAGAUUGACGUUUUAUCUUCAAGAACUGCAAGGCAGUUAGGUUUUAGUGUACUUCAGUGACUGCUGCUGCAAACUCCUUGAAGCAGCUGUGAAUAAUAACCUAGUCAGUGUCCUGUGGGAUGUUGUGCCUGUAGACUUGUCUGUCACUGGUCUAAGACACCUCCCACACCAUCCAUUGCUUUGUAGCUAGGCGCUGAUUAACCUCAAGGUUCCAGCGCCAGGCCCUGGGCCUAAACCUCAUCAUAAUAAUGCUUUGUAGCCUCAAACCCCACAGAAAUAACCAAUGCUUAUUACUCAAAUGGACAUGCUGUGUAUCGGUCGCCUCUCAAAAAUGUUACUCAAUAAACCUGUAGGUGAAA